Rhinopithecus roxellana (golden snub-nosed monkey) is the source of this 1668-nucleotide messenger RNA. RefSeq lists its product as uncharacterized. The coding region runs from base 572 to 1051 and encodes 159 amino acids. NCBI's taxonomy places the organism in Eukaryota, Metazoa, Chordata, Mammalia, Primates, Cercopithecidae. The record is from RefSeq and is a predicted model, not a curated record. The transcript has a single exon.
CAUGGCAACAGUUCGACUUCAAAGGCGAACCCACAGACCUCCCAGACACAGGCUCCCGGGCCACGAGGAACCGGCCGAGGAGUCCAGGCCACGCUCUCCGGACCCCUCGGCCGUCGCAGCCCCCGGUGCCAGGGCUGAAGCGCCGGGCACUGCCGCCUCCCUCGCCCGCCCGCACGCCCGGAGCGGGGAAGCACGCCGCCUCCCUACGCACCAGCAUGGCACCUCGCACAAGUAGCGCCGCCAAAGUUUCCCCACGAGGGGGCUGAGGGACAAAAGCCCCUCCCGAAACUCGCCCGAACUUCGAGGGCCUCCGAUCCGCACGUCCCUCCGCCCAGGCGGCCGCCCCGAGCGCCGGGGGCCCGCACGGGCACAUGCAGCCCUUUGUUUUCUGUCCAGCCGGGCGCUGCCUACGUGCAGCAUCAGAGAUGUCGGAGCGUUUCGCAGGGGCCGGACACUGAACGAUCACCCCGGAUAGGGGUCCGGACCCCGCGCCCCGAAGAGUCCGGAGCCUGGUCCCCCGGCCCUCCCCUCGGGAGCGGGCCUAUUUAAUCAAAGUUUUGCAGUGUCCUUGAUGAGAAACGCCCGGAGUACCCGCCCCGCACGGGCGGAGAGUUGGCGACUUUCACUCUGCUUUUUAAACUGGCAAGACGCCAUCAUCAGCAAACCACAUUGUCCUGCCGGCCGGACCUGCCUGACGGCGGCCGCAUCCCACGGCUCACGCGAGGCUGGACAUUCGGACAAGGACCAGGGUCGCAGCCCGAAGCACGUGGUCUGUCAGGUAGAGCACAAAAAGCAGUGCCCUGCGGAGUUCACUGACUCCUGCGGCGUAGACAACGCCGCCGCCUCCGUCCCCAGCCAAGUUGGCUUCCCUGGCCAUCUUACAGCGCGGACGGCAGCCCACAAACGGGAAGCCCUCGCCGUGGCGCCCACACCUACGCUACAGGUGAACGCACGGCGAGCAAAACUUCGGGCUCCGAAGGCACCCCGGACACUAGACGCUCUUGGGCGCGGUCCGAAGAGGGCAGGAGAGUGGAAGACGGGCUGUUUUUAAGCGACCGCGUGUUGCUCUCAUUGUCGCAUCCGCAUCCCUCCGGAGUUGAGCAAACAACGCCACGCCGCGUGCGCUCCGGCAGAGCCCAGCACUGACCCCCAAAGGCCGAUUUAAAGACCCUCGGCCGCCAGCUUGGAAGCGGACGGCAACUUAGUUUCCGAGCGAAUGGCGUUUAUUGUCCACCCUAGCCCGGGGGCUGCAGUCAACUAAACCACGAGGUUUCACAACGGCGCCCGACCCUGCCCGCGCCUCGCGCCCACGCGGGCGCACCGACCCCGGCCGCUGAGCGGUGGCCAGCCAGUCGCUUUCCUCUCGGGCCUUUCGGCCGCCGGGCUCCUUUCCGCGAGAGAAUACUGCGGCGGAGAAAAGUCAUUGUCACCUUCAACGUGGAUCCCUCAACUCCGGCGACUCCUCAAUUAUGCCUAGGCUCCACUCACUUCCCCCGCCCCGAGACUUUCGGUUUGCCUCAAAUACCCUCCCCAAUUAAUAAAUACACACUAAACAAGCGCGUACCAAAGAACCUGGGGUCUGAAGAUCACGAAAACAGCGCUCCCAACAAUGCCACCUCCAAGACAAAACUUCCUGUGUGUAUGUGGAAGGACGGGGGGAGGUGGGUG